Molecule: messenger RNA, 5637 nt
Organism: Siniperca chuatsi (mandarin fish)
Lineage: Eukaryota; Metazoa; Chordata; Actinopteri; Centrarchiformes; Sinipercidae
Gene: smap2
Product: small ArfGAP2
Exons: 9
Coding region: 376-1812 (478 amino acids)
Biological process (GO): regulation of clathrin-dependent endocytosis
Molecular function (GO): GTPase activator activity
Source: RefSeq, a predicted model, not a curated record
AAGAGAGAGUGAGUGAGAGUGAGAGAGAGAGAGACAGAGAGAGAGCGAGGACUGUCUGAGAGCUGGAGUAUCAGUGAUAGGUUACAGAUGUGCUUUAAAGUCGACAUUACAUUACAUUUUGAAUCUUAUCACAUGGUGUUUUCCUCCACGUUACGUCUUCAUUAGGGUAUUUGCAUCUCGAAUAACCCGCAUGCUGGUUGGCUGAAAGGCAAUCAUCCCAUCGUGGUGAAACAAACUCGCUCUGCUUUACAUCGAGGAGUACAAGGAACGGAGCGCAUCGGCUCUGCACACACUGCUUUAGUUUAGUCAAAUAAGAAGCUAUUUGACAAUAGCCGGCACGGACUGUAGGGGCUGUGGAGGAGGUGGACCAGUGCAAUGAUGACGGGCAAAUCAGUGAAAGACGUUGACAGAUACCAGGCUGUCCUCAACUCUUUACUGGCGCUGGAAGAGAAUAAAUUCUGCGCUGACUGCGAAUCAAAAGGUCCAAGAUGGGCAUCCUGGAAUUUGGGUAUCUUCAUCUGUAUCCGCUGUGCUGGUAUCCAUCGAAACCUGGGGGUCCACAUCUCCAAGGUCAAGUCUGUCAAUCUGGACCAGUGGACGCAGGAGCAGGUCCAGUGUGUUCAGGAGAUGGGCAAUGCCAAAGCCAAACGUCUCUACGAGGCUUUCUUACCUGAGUGCUUCCAGCGCCCCGAGACAGACCAGUCUGCAGAGAUCUUCAUCAGGGACAAGUAUGAUAGGAAGAAGUACAUGGAUAAGGUCAUUGACAUCCAGAUGCUCAGGAAAGAAAAGAGCUGUGACAAUAUACCCAAGGAACCAGUUGUGUUUGAGAAGAUGAAAUUGAAAAAAGACAUCAGCCCGAAGACAGAUUCCCAGUCUGUUACAGACCUACUUGGAUUAGAUGCCCCUGCUCCAAGUCCUGCAGUGUCUAAUGGUGGAGGAUGUGUUCCAGACAGUAAUGAGAGCCCAGCAGUGUCUCAUCCAGCUCUGGCCCACUCUGCACUGGAUCUCUUCAGCUCCCCGCCAGCACCUUCCUCUACUUCCUCCACUAAAACCAUGCCUGUUUCCAGCUCCAUGCCUCAGAGCAGAGUGACUGCCUCUGUACCUGAAAACCUCAGUCUGUUCCUGGAUCCGGCAGCCAAAGCAGAGGAGGGCACUGUCAAGAAACUGUCCAAGGACUCUAUUCUCUCCCUGUACGCCUCCACCCCCUCAGUGCACGCCACCAGUAUGGCUACUCACGGCUUGUACAUGAACCAAAUGGGAUACCCAACACACCCGUAUGGUUCAUACCAUUCUUUAGCCCAGGCAGGUGGAAUGGGAGGCGCCAUGAUGACAUCACAGAUAGCCAUGAUGGGACAGCAACAGAGUGGAAUGAUUGGAGUUCAACAGAACGGCAUGAUGGGACAGCAGAAUGGCUUAAUGGGUGGCCAAGGCGUCAUGACUCAGCCUAGUGGUGUUAUGGCAUCACCCUACAUGACAGGGAUGACCCAGGGCAUGAUGGGACAGCAGCAAAGCGGAAUGAUGGUACAGCAGCAGACUGGGAUGAUGGGACAGCAGCAGAAUGGCAUUAUGGGACAGCAGCAAAGUGGGAUGAUGGGACAGCAGCAGGUUGGAGGUUUGGCCACAUUACCUCAUCAGCAGGUGUAUGGAGUGCAACAAACCCAGCAGCUACAGUGGAACAUUACCCAGAUGACUCAGCACAUGGCCGGCAUGAAUCUCUACAGCAGCAAUGGCAUGAUGGGAUACAGCAGUCAACACAUGGGAGGCUCGACCAAUCCAGGCUCAGUGCACAUGACAGCACACGUUUGGAAAUGAUCUCAUCCAAGGAGUGAUGUAACGCCAAUAACCCACAAAAGAGAGGGGAACUGAGUUGUAGGAAUCUGUGGAUUAGACGCUCCAUGAGACAUUUUCUAAUGCAAGGGAGGAGGAGGAAGAGGAGGGGGAGGAGACAGGUGUGAAGAAGAAUAAGGUUUGGGGAAACCACAACUACCUCUCUUUCUCUCUCCUCUCUCCCCAUGCUUCCUCUUCUCGUAUCAUCCAUGGCCAUGUUUUGCAUAUUUCCAUGCUUGCCUUCAGAACAUUUUCGUAUAAAGACAACAGGGUUCAGAGGUUCACUGGUUAGGACUACACAUCUUUCUUUGUACCCAGCCUGUGUGUGAGAGUGUGUGUGCGCACUUCUGCUGUAUGUGGGUGUCAACUAACUGCUUGACUUAAAAGACCAGUUUGGUUUUCGGAGAAUUUUACAGUUUUUCUUACUUGAUCAGAAUCAGAAUAAAAAAAAAAAUGCAAAGGUUAGCCUAACUUAAAGGUGGGGUAUUCGAUUCUGGAGAAAUCCAAUACCAUGACAAACACCAUGAUAAAGAGUGAACAAAGACAUAGUAAGUUAUGUUAGCUAGGUUGUGGGUUACAAACUGUCCCUACAGUUGCUGCUACGAAGCUAACAGCCUUAGAGGACGGGAUGGUUUCCCAGAGCCAGCAAAUCAGCUUCGGACAGCAAUACUCACAACUCUCCUGCUACUAUAGCUAACAUCACAACAACAGCAUAUCUUGGCAAACCGGAAAGUAAGCUGAAUGUCUGAGCCACUUUGUUUGUUUCCCAUUUACAGAGCCAGGACACACACUGAAUGGACAGCUAGUGGACCGUGAGGAGAUAUUUGCUGAAUUUGACAAAAAGACGUGUAUUGGAUUCGAAUCGCGUACCCCGCCUUUAACUCAAUUGGUUGAUGUGCUUGAAUAUUGACAUUUAUUGGAACAAGACCCAUUUCCCCUAAAAGGAGGGAAACACACACUGUUGCAAGGCUAAGGGUUUAACAUUUUCGAAUGUGUUAAAUUGUUUGAAAUUUUGGAAAUGCGCUUAUUUGCUUUUUUGCUGAGAGUUAAAUGAGAAUAUUGAUACCACUCUUAUGUCUGCACGCCAAAUAUGAAGCUACUGCCAGCAGCCAGUUAGUUUAGCAUAAAGACUGGAAUCAGGGGAAACAGCUAGUCUGACUCUGUCCAAUGCAAAACAAAAUCAGCCUACCAGCACCUCUGAAGUUCACUUAUUAACGCAGUAUAUCUCAUUUGUUUAAUCCAUACAAAACAACGUAAAAAUGACGCAUUGUGGUUUCUAAUGGGGACUAUUUUUUGACCAGUGGAGACUUUGUACAGAUUAAACAAAUUAGAUAUAACAUGUGAAUUAGUGAGCUUUAGAUGUACUUGUAGGUUGUUUCCAGUCUUGUGCUAAGCUAACCAGCUGCUGGAGGUAGCUUCAUAUGUACCGUACAGAGAUGAGAGUAGUAUCCAUCUUCUUAUCUAACUCUUGUCAAGAAAGUGAAUAAGUGUUCAGCUUAUGUCAAAUACAAAAUGUCUGACUAUUCUUUUGGCUCAGCAUUAAGAAUGUUUCUUAACAAAUCAUUCAUAACAGAAUCCAACAAUUAGUUUCAUUUUAGACAGCUUUCAAGUGCACAGGGGUUAGCAGUUUUAUACCUUAAAGGUUUUAGGUGGCUUAUCAUUUUAAAAUGAUAUUGUCCUUCUUGUGAGAGGAGCAUCAAGCUAGGCUAGGCUACGCUAGUCUCUUAAUUCAUCACACCUUCAAGCUGCAAGAUAUUAAUGAAUUUGUCUGGCUCUGUAUAAGUAGGAAAAAUGUAUAAAAUCUUACAAAAACCAAUGUAUCCUUUGUAACAAAUGUCCUUUCUAAAUACUUAAGUUAUCCUACCCGUCCAACAAUAUUAAAAUGUAAGAAAUCCCUUUACGUGUUAAGUUCCUAGAUCCUCACUGUCUCACAAGUUAGAGCAGCUACACAACCUACCUAAACAGCCCUUAAUUAUGAUGUCUUCUACUCAAUUUAGAGAGGGCUUCUUUUAGAAUCAAUAUCUAAUCUCAAUUUAAGUGUCAAAAGUCCUAAACUGGCUUUUGGGAGACCAAAGAUCAACGCUAGCUUUAUUAUGGUUGUACAGUAUUCCAAUGCUUUGUUACAUCUGUAUAGUCACUUAACUAGUGAUUAGUAGAAAAUUCUAUUCAGAAGUCCUUUAACAGUUUGGUCAUACCUGUUCUUACAUGAUGAAUGUUUGGGCAUAUCAAUUCACUGUGCUAUUUCCUCAGCAAGGGGUGGGACACUUAAAAAGUCACUUGCAUGCAGUGCCAUCAUGUAAAUGCUGAGUAAACGCUCACACACCUCAAGUUAAUCUACCUUGUACAAUAGAGGCCUCAAAUAAUGUUGAAUGUCCAUAAAUAUGAGAGAAAGAGAGAGAGAGAGGUGGGGACAGAGAAAACUUUAAAGUACAGAUCAGUCAUGUUUCAGAUUCUUCCACUGAAUUGCAUGAGGAGAAUGUUUUUCUAGCUCUGGUUGUAUGUAAUGUAUGUUUAUUAAGAUAUCCGAAUGUGUCUCUGGAAUGUGUAUCUCUGAAUGUUUCUCUCUACAUGUCAAUCAGUCUCUGACCAAGACCAACAAAAAAUCUCAAUGAAUGUGUGUCCUGAAUGUGUUCACGAUUGUACUGUACUGGUUUUGAAUACACACACCUGAGCAUUGCUGGGGUGUGUUUGUUUUUUAUAUUCUAUGACUCAUAGAAAUGAACACUUGUGUCUUUUGAAUGUUCUGUGGUCAACAGCGUCCUGUCCGUUUUUGGUGAAUUGUUGUAUUCAAACAAGUUUUGAUGUAACUGUCUUACCAUCAAGUUAAGAGCAAACUGUGACCAGGCUGACGCAUUUUCAGGUCACUCUGGGGGUGUUUACAAUUUGUCCAAACCACUUCUUGUGAAGCAAAAAGUGAUUGUACGACCACAAUCUGUCACCUCUCAAUGUUUUAGGUAACCCUUCUACACUUCUCCCACACAACACUGAUUUCUGUGUCCUGAUUUCUCUGAAAGUGUCUAAAUAUGUCCAUUCUUAUAAAUGCAUGAAGCCAUUAGUGUAAAUAAUCUCAGUCUUUCCAUUUUUUCAAAGAAACACUUUGUGUUAAGUUGCCAUUAUGAAUGUGAGGGGUAAGAAUGUAAGAGGAGCAGCUGAAAGAGAAUUGCAUUAACAUACUCCAGCAUAGUAAGAUUCUUAUUAACUGCUGCCAAUAAACAAGCAGUACAGCCUUCACAACUCAGAAACUUGUCUAUUCCUUCCAGGUAUUUCUUUCCAUUUUAGCUAAUUUGGUGGGAGUUGAGGCAACAGUGUGACAGCGGCAGUCACUUCUUUGCUGAUUGCAAUAUCACCGUAAGACAAUGUGUCGUCUCUGCACUGUAACAGCAGAUCUGUCAGCUGGCGAUGAGAAGUUUCUGGAAAAGCAGAAACAAUCCAUCUCUGUGUGAUGACGCUUCACCUGAGCUUUUUCAUCUGUGAUUAUCUUUAAAUUUAGGCUGCUUGUAAUCGGUUCCUUUUUUUGUCUGGUAUAUUUUCAGUGAAAUAAGAGCAAAUGAAGGAAUGUAUCUUUUUAUGUACUUGUCGAUCAAGAUAUUGUGUACAUUAUUCUUUAUCAGAAUAUCACUGUAUAUUAUGUUUCUUAAACAAGAUUGAUGAACAUGUAUUGUAUAUUACUUCUGCAUUUUUCACAUGCUUUGCCCCUUUUGAUUUCAUGUUCACACAAGUUAGUCACUUAAAUUUGAGAAUAUGUAUGUAACAUACAAUACUUGUCUCUGUGAAAAUAUACAAAAUAAAUAUUGUUUUGAUUAAAUUAAA